Messenger RNA from Oncorhynchus mykiss (rainbow trout), 1452 nucleotides. RefSeq names its product protein CLN8. NCBI's taxonomy places the organism in Eukaryota, Metazoa, Chordata, Actinopteri, Salmoniformes, Salmonidae. Gene Ontology annotation, molecular function: ceramide binding. The record is from RefSeq and is a predicted model, not a curated record. Gene Ontology annotation, cellular component: membrane; endoplasmic reticulum. Gene Ontology annotation, biological process: lipid homeostasis; phospholipid metabolic process; nervous system development.
UGCCAAUAGGAGAGCAGGGAAAAUAUCACAGGGCGGGAUUUCCUCUUGUCAAAUUGAAUUCAUAUGAUAACUAACCCGCUUCUAAAUUUACAGACAGCUCUGUUUGCCAAUAAUGGACGAAUAAGGAUGGUUUAUAACUAACCCAUGGGACACCUUCAGUGAUGACUGGUUACUCAACUCUGUGAGAACUCCGCGGGUGUAAGAGCAACAGACAUUAUCCACCAUCCCACCCACACAAAUCAACAUGACCUCCCAGCAGGCCAACCCUUUGCCGGCAUUCAAGAGCCCCGCUGACCUUAGUCCGGACUACUUCUCUUGGGUCCUUCGCCUCCAGAUCAUCAGCCUGGGCUUUGCCUUCUACACUGCCAUUUUCUUCCUCUCCCACCUGGUGUCCACAGCCCUCUCCCAGACCUACCACUCUCUGCUGGCCAAGGAGAAGGUGUUCUGGAACCUGGCGGUCACACGGGCCGUAUUCGGCCUCCAGAGCACGGUGGCAGGCUUACGAGCGCUAACUGAAGACUCUGCCUUGUCAAGGGACAGGAUAAGAGGUCAGGAGGACUGGUCGUGGUUCACCGUGCUCACCGCCACGGGCUUCUUCCUGUUUGAGAAUGUGGCGCUGCAUCUCUCCAGUGUGGUGUUCAAGUCCUUCGACCUCGCUCUGGCUACCCACCAUUUCUUUGCCCUGUCGGGGUUCACUGGGGCUGUGGUCUGGGACUCACUAGGGCAUUACCUGCCAAUGGUCACUCUGCUGCUGGAGAUGAGCACGCCUUUCACCUGCAUCUCCUGGAUGUUACUAAAGGCGGGCUGGGCAAGGACCCUCUUCUGGAAGGCCAACCAGUGGGUGAUGAUCCACAUGUUCCACUGCCGUAUGGUGCUUACCUAUUACAUGUGGUGGGUGAGCUGUAGUCACUGGGGGGAGAUGAACAUGUACGUGGCUCUGCCCCAACGAGUCCUCUUCUACACUGGCCUGGCCCUGCUCACAGUGCUUAUCAACCCCAUCUGGACACACAAGAAGACCAUGCAGCUCCUCAACCCUGUCGACUGGAACUUCAGCAACAAGCCAUUGCCCAACGGCCCCAGUGGAGAACGGGAAGAGAAACCUCAUGAGAGCUAAACUGAGCCAAGGACUGUGAUCCUGUUUUGUACAGUUAUCUUUCUUUUACUAUGCUUGUAAAGGAGAGGAAGUGUGAUUCAAAGUGAGAAAGUCUAACUCUGGCUUUUAAGUUUGUAAUGGAGAGGAAAGGCCAUUUUAAAUACUAUUUUCUUACUAACUCUGGCUUUUAGUGUUUGAAGUAUUUCAAGUUUAACUGAACUGUGUUUUUAAGGUUCUCAGUAUACAGUGCCUUGCGAAAGUAUUCGGCCCCCUUGAACUUUGUGACCUUUUGCCACAUUUCAGGCUUCAAACAUAAAGAUAUAAAACUGUAUUUUUUUGUGAAGAAUCAACAACAAGUG